This is a messenger RNA of Trichophyton benhamiae CBS 112371, 363 nucleotides long. RefSeq lists its product as uncharacterized. The transcript is spliced from 2 exons. Lineage: Eukaryota; Fungi; Ascomycota; Eurotiomycetes; Onygenales; Arthrodermataceae. The record is from RefSeq and is a predicted model, not a curated record. Bases 1 to 363 code for a protein of 120 amino acids.
AUGGCCGACUCCGAAGGGCGAGCAGAAGAUUCUAUAUACAUAUCCAGAGCUCCAAAGAUGCAGAGAAGUAGAGAUUUAAUAACCAGUCGUCAGCAGAGUGGCAGGGGCAAUUCAGAUUAUACAAGGAGCUAUAACGGAAACCACAGCUCAAUGUUGAUUAUCCAGCAGUCCUUCCCGAUACGCAAGAAGAUACAACAUCAAAUCCUCGGCAAAGACUCACAGUGCAACAGAACUCCUCAAGGGUAUCCAGCUGUUCUCCCUUUGAGCCCAGGGUUUGCCAAGUUCCUUCCAUUCCGGUUUUCUCAUCCCUCUAUUCUGGAACUCUUCAUCUCUGCAGAGCUAGACAGAGUGGAUGAGAUGUGA